Messenger RNA from Diaporthe batatas, 3426 nucleotides. RefSeq lists its product as uncharacterized. The record is from RefSeq and is a predicted model, not a curated record. The transcript is spliced from 2 exons. Lineage: Eukaryota; Fungi; Ascomycota; Sordariomycetes; Diaporthales; Diaporthaceae. The coding region runs from base 757 to 1719 and encodes 320 amino acids.
AUCAUCUUGGUGGGUGGUACCCUCUCUGCAGUGGUAGUACGGAGUACCUGACCACCCCGUGCUCGGAUCCCUGGCUAAGUACUAGUGCCUGGGUACUUACUCAAGUACCUGAGGGUGGAGGCACGGCCAACAAGUCACAGGUCUCACCUGUCGAAAUGCGACUUGCACCUGCCACUCAAGGGCCCGGCCCCGGCCCCGGUCCGUCCCCUUCAUCAGCCAAGUGCCAGUCACGCAGGGCUGGUCGCUCAAAAGCAAACUUCCCGCCUUGCCCUCUGUCUCCUUCGCCCUGUCACUCGGUCCUCCGUGCUGCAACAACUUCACGCUUGACUUAUCCCAAAACCCAAGAACCCUCUCCCUCCCAACGGGCCGCCCCUGAUCGGUCACCAAUCCCACUCGGCCAGACCACCUCCUCUCCAUCGCACCUCCCUCGAGAUACCAGCGCCACCGCACACCUCCUCGCGUCUGACCGCAGUCUUGACCUCCCACCGGCUGCUGUGGUCUGCCAGCUCCAGACCAAGACAUAAUACGACACACGACGCAAUCACCUCCUCUUGACUACUAGUGCUAGCUACCUUGUUUGAUCAUCAAUACCGACAUCACUCUUCUGCGCACCGCCGACUGCGACCGCCCGACCGCCCGCGAGACUACCGCCGAGACUACCGGCCGUCUUGACCGCAGAACACACUCUCCAACGCACCCGUCCCUGCGGCCACGCACCCGACGCCACCUUCUCUACCAACGCCCCCAUCGGCCAGGAUGAAGGGUCGUCCGGUCGACCAGCUCGUUUACGAGCAGAUGUUCCCCAAGCCAAAGCCUCAGGAGCCCCAGAAUUUCCAUGCCCUCCUGCAACGACACCUCAUCCUCGAGGUCCGCCAGGAGGUCCACUCCUUCUAUGGCCACCUCGACACCGCAGAAGCAAAGUACCCAGGUCUUGAUUACACCAACCCCACCCACCGCACUCGGCUGAGCAGGUGGCAGUGGCACCGGAGGAUGUUCCGCGCCUUUGAUGCCUUACGCCUCACCCCCAGCGAGAUUGCCGGCUUGACGAAAUGGGAGGGCACCAGAUGGGCAAAGAUCCGGUACGAGCGGGAACAGGGCACCACCAUCCGCGACACAGCAGCCGACGGCAUGCCCCACUGGCUCGAUCGCCAGGUCCGCGCCAUCACCUCCGGCUCGCCCGGCGGCCCGGACACCGAGGACGAUGAUGACGCCAUGGCCGAGGCCGAGGCCGAGGACAGUGAUGGCGAGUUGGAGAGCGUCGGCAUUGCCUUGAAUGAGCAGCUCCGCCAGCGGGUAGCCGCCAGGAACGCGGGGGAUCUGUCCUUGCCGGUGGACGAGGCUUGGGAACAGUGGUUCAAGAACGCUGUGGAGACGGGCGACAUCUCCCACAUGCGAGAAAGAAUCACCCAUGUCUCGCCCCAGGACCUGUUCCCCCCACGAUUUAUCGACGCCGCAAGAACUGGGAACUGGCACGACAUCCCUGAAUUCCUGCGGGAUCUCAUCAGGGAUGGUCUGCGUGCAGAAGAUAACCGCCUCCAAGGUCGCUCGGCAGUUGCGUCAUCCGCUGCCUCGAGCUCGAGCGUCCUCAGCCUCCUGUCUGCGCCUCACACCACCCGGAGCUCAACCACCCGGAGCCCAACCACACGCAGCUCUUAUGCCAACCUACGCAUACCCGGCGCCUUCGAUAACGGUGGCACGUCGCAACGUGGCCAGGCUUAGGGAACAGAUUCGCUGCCACGGGUCAUUAUGCCCGUUCCCCCACCUCACAUACGACCACGGGACUCCCUACGUCUCCCAAGAUAUACGCUACCGUUCCUCCUCAACUCAAGGCCCUCCUCUGACCUGCGCGCCGAGCCGACAAUGGUGUUGAGAGGAGGGUUCAUCAAGCACUCGGCGGACGCCAACACACCCACCGUCCGGGUUCAUAACUCCGUUGACAGCUCCGCUCCUUGUGCGGUCGGACACCUUGUUCCAUAUCUGGGCUGCGGCCAUGUCUUGAGCCGCGCCCAGUCCAACACACCCUGCUGACGGAAGCUUGACCUGGUCAAGCCCUCGCAGUACAACAGCCACAUGCGACUCGAUAGUUGAACGGGCUCACCGGAGCGAUGCAGCUCGUACCGGGGCCCCCAUUUCAGAAAUACCAGAAAUACGGCCAGCGAAACCCAAACGUCGGUUGUCGCAGGCUGGCUAGGCAGAUUGCCUGUUGCGUUAGACCCAAACAUGUCCUGAUGAUAAUGCAACCAACGCAGAACCAAGUCGAGGUUUUGAGAACAUCUCGAUCCCACAGAAACAAAGUUGUGCAUCGGGGUUUCCUGCCAGGCAGCGUCUCUCCAGCAUCGGUUCUGAGGAUGAAGUAGCUUCAGCGAGGUAUCUUAUAUCUUAGCAGCGGAAAGAAAAGUUUGCAAUAAAGAAGGUGCACACAUCACACAACUCCACCGUGGCCUUCCAGGUUGCCCUGGAGCACGCCAGCUGGUAGUGACCCAAAUGACUGACUGGGAUCACCUCGCCGCAGCCUUCUUCCAGCGACGAGUUUAUCUUUCACGUCAGACUUCUCGUAGAUGUUCUCACCAGCAGAGAUGAUUUCCGCUCAGCCGUACGCCUCUCAUUGAGCUUAUGAUUUGUCAUUUCAAAGAUAUUGGGCCACUACCCGCCCUUGCUGUUGGUUUUCCGUCGAGAAGGGUUGACGCUGUUGCCAUAUGCUUCCCGAGGGCAAUCAUAGUAAAUGGAGCUCAGCUUAUGAUGGUGGAAGAAGGAGCCGCCUGAUCGAGCUGAGAAAGCAAGAUAGAACUCUGCGAAGUUGGGUCGACUGACCACACCUGGUUCCGCGGAUAGCAGCGUCAAUUACCUACGCUGCUUCAUGCAACAUGAUAGCGCUUCUGUGCCGCUAACGGGCAUGCGGUGUCGACUCCUGGCCUUGACUGUAUUGUCCACUUGUUCCAACAAUAGUUUGACGUGGUCGACGGUGUUUUUAGUAUGAUGUAGGAUUUAAUUUAGCAGAGCACAUCACACAGUUGAGACAGGCGAUGCCAUCGGAUCAUGGGCUGCAAACCGCUGUGCCCAAUGGCUCAUCUAAGCCCGCAUCUAUCCUACUAUCAUGAAGCGUUCAAAUUUUCCCGUCAUCGGACUCGAUGCAGUCUGUCUAUCACCCAACGCUUGCCAAGUCAAUCACAAUUAUCUGUGCCAUUCCUCAUGUUGCUAAAUCUUUAAUUGUUUCGAUAUGAGACCAGGCCUACCUGCCCCGAAACCUGAGCCCUUCGAUGAUAAUGUCAAGCGACCCAUCGCAACCUCCAGACCAGCCUGUUCCCACGGCACCAGGCCGGUCCACCGAAAGCGGGACUCAUUAGUCUCCAGCCACGGUUACUGUCGCCAUAAGAGCCGAUGCGGAGGAGGUACAAGGCCACAGAAUACUGGUGGAGGGUAGUAUCA